Bactrocera latifrons is the source of this 836-nucleotide messenger RNA. RefSeq lists its product as uncharacterized. The transcript has 2 exons. The coding region runs from base 40 to 780 and encodes 246 amino acids. Lineage: Eukaryota; Metazoa; Arthropoda; Insecta; Diptera; Tephritidae. The record is from RefSeq and is a predicted model, not a curated record.
ACUUGACAGAUCWCUUUCAGUAAAACGCAAAAAGGGAAAAUGUUUAAGCGCACUUCCUACAUUGUAAUCUUCUUACUAUUGCUAAUACAGCUUAUUUCAUGCUUACCAAGAUCAUCUUCCUCCGAUUCAAUCGAAUCCAUAUUAACUGGAAUUACAACGAUAACUCCAUCAGUAGGUGAAAUUGAAGUGUCAAGCGGUCACAAUAGCUUUGAGGAUGCGUUCCACAAAGGCUUAAUAAAUUUUCAAAAUUUUCGUCUGCAACGAACCAAUCAAAUAGUCAAAGAUGUGCUAGCUGAUCCUUCUAUGUAUAGUAUUGAUAGUGAAGCCAUGCAGAAAGAAUUAAGUCUACUUAGAAAGUAUGUGACAGACUCUAACGAAGCAUUAAAUAAGGUUCUGCCUGCCGACCAGUUUGGUCCGUACACUCGUUUCCUCUUUGCAGGCGAUAAAGAUGUUGUCAUUCAACGCUUCGACAGAUUUAAUCGGUCACAUGCUUCUAAGACCGAACCACUUACACCGGAACAGCGGGUAAUAGGGGAUGCUUUAAAGAAACGUGGCGUGUUGGAGUACGAUAAAGAGGUGGAUAAACGUUAUAAAGAAUACUUACACUACUUGGUAAAUGAAUUCGAAAUAUAUGUGAAAACACUCUCAGCCGCAGAAAAAGAGAAGGAUAAAGAUAUGAAAGAUAUGAUGGCGGCAUGGAAUGCAUAUACAAAGCAUGAGCGGGGAAUGGAUAAAACUGCUUUUGGGCAAAGAUUAUUUCAAAUAAAUUGGAAGUUAUAAUAAACAUUGAUAAGGCCCUUAAGAGACCGAAGAAAUACUGUUUUUGGAAACUGGCA